AUGGGUACUAAUUCAUCAUCAUCAUCAAGCAGUACAUUAUCCAACCCGAGUCAAGCCCAAAUCGAUGCUCAAGUCAGUUCGUAUCUAGAAAGUGCCAAACUCGAUUUCGACAAUCGUUUUGCUCAACCGUCAAAACAAACAGCUAAAUUAGAUGAAUUUCAACUGCAACGCACCGUUGGCACAGGCUCCUUUGGUCGUGUGAUGAUCACGCAACACGGUUCUCAAACACUUGCAUUAAAAAUCAUGGAAAAACAAUUAAUUGUGAAAUUGAAACAAAUCGAACAUACGUUGUCAGAAAAACGAAUUUUACAAGCAAUCAAAUUUCCAUUUCUCGUCAAUUUAGUUUAUUCCUUCAAAGAUAAUUCUCAUCUUUAUCUAGCUUUAGAAUUCGCCAGCGGUGGAGAAAUGUUUACACAUCUACGAAGUGUUGGAAAAUAUCCCGAAGAUCAAACACGUUUCUAUGCAGCACAAGUUGCAUUAGCAUUUGAGUAUUUACAUUAUCUAAGCAUUAUUUAUCGAGAUUUAAAACCCGAAAAUAUUUUGUUUUCUGCAGACGGGUACUUGAAAAUAACCGAUUUUGGUUUCGCCAAAGUCGUGCGUGAUCGAACGUAUACUCUAUGCGGAACACCUGAGUACAUUGCACCGGAAAUCAUUAUGUCACGUGGUUAUAAUAAAAGUGUUGAUUAUUGGGCAUUAGGAAUAUUGAUAUUCGAAAUGGCUGCAGGUUAUCCACCAUUCUAUGCCGAUCAACCGAUUCAAAUUUAUGAAAAAAUUGUUCAAGGAAAAUUCAAAUGUCCAUCCCAUUUUUCAUCCGAUUUGAAAGAUCUGUUGAAAAAUUUACUUCAGCUUGACUUAACGAAACGAUUCGGUAAUUUGAAGAAUGGAACAAAAGAUAUCAAAUAUCACAAAUGGUUUGGAAAUACCCACUGGAUUGCUAUUUUCGAAAAACGUGUCAAAGUGCCGUAUAUCCCCAAAGCAGAUAAAGAUCAUUACGAAAAAUACGACGAAAAGCCUCUAACACAUGCUGCGAAUGAACUAUUUCAAGCUGAAUUUGACAGCUUUUAA
This is a messenger RNA of Adineta ricciae, 1065 nucleotides long. The record is from the annotation of a GenBank genome assembly. Lineage: Eukaryota; Metazoa; Rotifera; Eurotatoria; Adinetida; Adinetidae.